UCGUGCUCGCGCGCGCGUCUUUCUUGGAUGAUCGGAAUUUUGAUCGUGCUUUUGCUUUUGUACUGAACGGAUAAAAAAAAAAGAUGCUGCGGUGAGACCUCGGUCGGACUUGCCCUUUUCUAGAUCGGGGAGGAUCGAGCAUUUUUAUCGCAUGCAUCGGUGCGGACCCGGUUCGGUGAUCAAUGAACCGACGUAAGAUUGCGGAGAUCUUCAGGGAACGGAUUCCGGCACCGUGAAGCCGGACGAAUCGAGCUGUGUGUUAGUGGCUUUCUUGUGUGUUGAUUCGAGUGCGCUCAACUGUGACAGACGACGGGAGAUUGCGUCAUAAGUGCGAAUUUUGGCAGACAAAUUAGGCAAGGGUGACCUUUGACCGGGGAGGCACCUCCGAUUUGACAGAUCCUUUCACCGAACGCCAGUUGGAAGGAAAUGGCUUCUUUCGUGGAGAGGUGUAGUAAGUAGACAGGGACAAUUAGUGCUGGUUGGAUUAAAAAACUUCGACCAUAUGUGUGAACUGUGAGCAUGGCGUCGUCAUCGGUUCAGAGAUUGGUCAAAUCAACGGUCCUCCACUGAGGAAGGCCAUUUUAAGUCACCGACGAAAAAUUCGAAACGAGAUCAGUGCGUGACUUCGUCAGCCUCGGCUCUCGACGGUUUAUGAAUUUUCAAUUGUGAUUCGUCUGCACCGUUUCCGAACUAUAGCAGGUGAAGUGAAUUGCCAAUCAGGAAAGAGCCGGCGAAAACGGCGGGUCAGAAGAAAAGUUUUUUUUUUUAUAUAUCAAUUCAAUUUUGAAAGUGAAACUAUACGCCGGCACUGAGAGCAUGAAACCGAAUCGGUAAAUGAUCCAUUACCAAUGGACGAUCGCGAUUUGAUCGUGAGUCAAUAUUGGCGAAGAAUUUGGAGGCUGCUUUUAACCUAGAAAUUGUGUCGGCAGACGAAACAAAAACAAAAAAAGAGCAAGAAAUUCAUCUAAAUUUUGAUUGAAAUCCGUUCGACAGCAGAUGAAAAAAAAGGUGCUCAGCCUAGGAAAAAAAAAGUGAGAAGCAAAAGUGUUUGGGCAAUUAUCGGUCACUGACUGAUACUUGUUUUGUUUGGAAAAAAUAAAAAAUCGAUAGCCGGUGUCUGUUCAAGCGUAAGUGUGUGCGUGUUCUGUUAGUGUCAAAGUGGAUCAAAACGGAGUUGAAGAAGAUCACCAAUUGAAAUUUGCAUGGUAGAAAAAGGCGCAAUCGAUAAAAAGUAAAACACGAAUUGAAUUGCAUUAGAUAGAUUAUCCCCAUUUUUUUCUGAACCGCACAAGAAUUUGCCGCGGCCGGCGUGGGUGUCAGCGAUUAUGGCAUCGUACAACGAGCUCGACUUCGAGUGGUCCAUACUCUGUGGGAAGGACUACAGGAACUGGAGUCAUUCAGAUCUGCAAUUGGCGGCGGAACUCGGCAAGACCUUGCUCGAGCGGAAUAAGGAACUGGAAACUUCGCUCAAACACCAUCAGAACAUCAUCGAGGAUCAGGCACAAGAAAUCGAGUACCUGACGAAACAGAAUGGCGCCCUGCGGGAGGUCAACGACUCCCGGAUGAAAAUCUACGAACAGCUGGAAGUCAGCAUACAGGACCUUGAACGGGACAAGUACAAGUUAGCUUUAGAGAACCAAGCCGAAAAGAAGCAUGCUAAAACCCUGUGUCGCACUAUCGAAACCCUAGAAUCCAAGGUUGAGGAACUGAACAAAACGGUGGACGACGUCCGGAGGCAGCUGGAAGCGGAACGUAAGAAAAACGAACGGUUGCAGAACGACACCAAUGGAGGCCGAAAUGGGAAGGAUGGCGUUCUGCUGCGGCCGGUCGGUUCCGAUGCGGGCGACGGGGAUAUCAGCGGUCCUGAGGAAGAUGAGAUCACCGAGAUCGACACUUCGCGGCCGGAAAACUUCUCCUUCGCCUUCCGGGACCAGUCGCAAUCGACGGACGUCACCGACGGAAGCAGUUUCCUGCACAGCAAAUACCAGCAGCAGAACCUGUCCGAUCUGAACCUGGCCGAGGAGAACGAGGAACUGAUCCGGAUAAUGCAGGAGCUGGAAAAGACCCGCAAGUGUUUCAUCGCCGAGCAGAACCGGGUAGCGGAACUCGAGGAACAGCUGGCAGCCAUCGCACAGGAAAAUCAAAUCCUCCAGAGCAAGAUAGUGCAAAUCAACACCACGGAGGAGAUGAAGUCCGUGCACGAGGAGCUCUCGAUCCUGGAGGAAGUCAGGUUAGUGGGGCAAGGCCAAAUGUGCACCCGCUGCCUGCGGGGCUUCGAAGACCGGGGAGUGGAUGACGAGUCGAUCAUCACCGGCACCGAGGAGGACGACCGUAGCCUGAUGGAUCUGAUCCAGAACACGGACACUCCGCAGGUCUACCGGUCCUCGGUCACGAUCAAGACUUCUUCUCCUAAGCCAGAUACCCUGGAUCUGUCGGUCGCUAGUUCAAACAAUCCAUACCGGGAGCUGGUGGAGAAGUAUGAGGCACUACUGGAGGUCCAGAGGAAUUCGGUGAACCGCAAACCGAGCGGCGUCGGUACGGGAACGGGUGGCGGAUUGCCACCGAAUUCGGUUUCGGCUGCACAGCAGCCACAGGACGGAGCUCCUCAGCAUCAUCACCAUAAUCACCACCACGAAGAGCUCGGUUCCGGUGAUUUCAGUUCGCUGAAUACCAAGUUUACGGACGAGGACGGCAGCAAGAAGGACGAUCAGAGCAGCAACGGAACGCGGCGGAAGAUUGGGCUGCGUACUCCGACGGACUUUUCCGAAGCGGAGACGACCAGUUCCGGCUUCUCGGACGAGAUCAGCAACAAGGCUACGCAGACGGAUGAACGUCCGAGGAACUUUUUGUGCACGAUUGCGGACGGAGAGGAUUGUAAGUUCAGUAUCUACGAGGACCAGACGGUGAUCGAUUCGAGGUUCCGGUUCAGCCCGUCGCACCGGGACCUGUUCCGUGAGAUUUUCACGAUCCUGAAGAAGGCUGCGGACAAUCGAGACGAGGGGGAACAACUCCCGCUGUUGGAUGAUCAAAACCCGCCGGCGUCGAAGGCGGUGACGGCACCGAAGGUUCCACCGGUGACUCCGGCGAAUGAGGAGCCUCCGAGCGAGUUCGGAGACGAUACGCAGAGUGUGAUUUCGUCGGCCGUUUCCGAGCAGUCAUUUGCCAUGUCCGAAUGCAUUACCAAGUCCGAGAGGAAGAAGAUUGAGAAGCAAACCAAGUACGCGGAGAAGCACGGCGAACAGGAGAACAAGCCACCGGUAGGUGUCGCUGCACUGCCAGAUGGACGGAUCUUGACUCCGUACAAGCGUCAGCCGCUUGAAUACCUCAGUGUUGCGGUGGGCGUCAACAAGAAGAAGUCUCGCCGCCGUCGCAACCGUGGCUCAGGAUCGGACAGCAUGGAUCGCUCGGAUUCACCGAUUGCUCUUCCAACUCCUACGCGGGCUUACACCAGCACUGGCAAGAAGGGACGUAGCUCGUUCCGCCCGUGGAACCCGAACGAACCGGUUGGCAGCCCGACUGGUAACUCCUCCGCGGCCAGCGCUUCCACAACAGCAGCAGCAGCAGCCAGCGAAUGGAACGGCAACUCGAUGACCAUCUACAACCGCAGCGUCAACUCGCCAACCCCGAACACCUCCUCGCAACGCAGCGACCAAAGCUUCCGCAAUUUGACCACUGGUGGCAGCACCAGCAGCAGCAGUGCCAACCGUAACGUCAGCACUGCCGGAAGCGGCAGCAACCGCUUUGCCGACCUUGUGGACGAAAACGGCGAUGUGGUCCAGUUCAAGCCCUCCUCCGCCAGCCAGGAUCUGCACAAACUCAAGAAGCUGGAUCUGUCCUACGCGGAAGUGCUGCGCCGGGCCGACCACUGCAAGCAAACACAGCGGCGUCAGCAGCAGCAGCAUCACCACCACCAUCACAACAAGUAAGCAUGAGCUUGAGCGCGACGCAGGUAGGUGAUUUUGAAUGUGUUUGUGUCAACAGAUCAACACUGUCGAAGAGUCUUGUUCAUAUAUGUUUUUUUUAAGAAAUUGUGACGACCACGUGCAAGAUUAGCGUUAGGGACAGUGAGGAAGCAACCAUAUUUUUGCAUCAGUUUUCAACUAAACUAACUUCCUAAAAUUUUAUAUUCGAAUUCCAAACUCAAACGAACAUUUGACAAACGUAAGCAAAUAAAGCAAACCAACUAAAGAAAACAGUAUUACGAUGUUUGCGAGCAACCGGAAAAUGCGCUUCGAAUUACUUGAACUUCUUUCUUGAUCGCGGUUGACCUGUGCCGCUACGAAGCAGACAUAACCACACUUUUCAUCCCGGUGACAGUUGCUGUUGUAAACGAACGGUUUCCAUGCAGCAAUGUCUUGCUUCUUUGAAAACAAAAACAGGAAACAAGAUGCGAAUGAAAAUGAAACAUCACACUCACAAACUAUUUAUCUGAAAAAAAAAAAAUUGCACGAAAGUUAAGGUUAGAAACAAAGAGAAAACGUACGCCAUAUUGAUUAGUUUGUUUGUGGUCGGUUGAGAUUCGAAAGUGGGCGCGACGACGGGAGAUGUCCUGUGUGACAGCAGCGCGCCGCAUGUUAUUUAAAGCGGGCUAAAGUUUGAUAAUUAUUAGAGUUUAGAACCUAGCGAGAACCAUUUAUUUAGCAAUUGUUAACUAUUUAGCUUUUAAAUUGGCAGCCACAACAAAAUCGCGUUUGAAAACUAUUAUUUUAUUGAGUAGACAAAGUAACAAAGUAGGCUUCUUUUCUGGUUAUUGUCAUUAUUAUUAUUAUUAUUAUUAUUAUUACGAUUAAGGCAGCAGCGUUGGAGAUUGCCGGGAUUUGUUGACCUUACUUUGAUCCUUAGUUUUCAAAAGCGAUUCGGGAAGCUGUGGACAACAAAGUGAGGUUAGGAAUCGCGACAUUUGCCUACAGCGACCAUUUUUGCGCUUCGUUCUUUAUUGAAUUUCUUAACUUUUGACAAGUCUGAUGAUGGGAGAAUGAAUGUGAAUGAGAUUGCGAGAGCGAGAAUGGAGAGUGCCGAGCAUUCGAAGUAGUAAAAAAAAAACAAUACCCAUUUAGGAGAUAAAAACCAACCAACUACUUACUCAAACACACAACAAAAGACAUUUAAGCAAACAAAA
This is a messenger RNA of Ochlerotatus camptorhynchus, 5119 nucleotides long. RefSeq names its product cerebellar degeneration-related protein 2-like (gene centrocortin). The record is from RefSeq and is a predicted model, not a curated record. The transcript is spliced from 8 exons. Lineage: Eukaryota; Metazoa; Arthropoda; Insecta; Diptera; Culicidae. The coding region runs from base 1326 to 3926 and encodes 866 amino acids.